AUGAGCUCCUUUGAUCCACAAACGCACUCUCCACCACGCUGCAGCCCACAAUUUCCAAAUAUUGGUCAAGAGCCUCCAGAAAUGAAUAUCUACUAUGAGAACUUCUUCCAUCCACAGAAUAUUCCCAGUCCGCAGCGACCGAGCACCUUUGAGACAACGGACUACAACAGCACACCCAAUCCUUACCUCUGGCUAAACGGACCUUCCAUUACUCCACCACCGUAUCUCCCGGGAUCCAAUGCCAGUCCUUUCAUUCCUCAGUCUUAUGGGAUGCAAAGGCAGCUCCUGCCUAACAUGCACGGCUUGGGAGGAACUGAUCUUGGCUGGCUUCCUCUCCCAUCCCAAGAAGAGCUUAUGAAGUUGGUUAGACCACCUUACUCCUACUCUGCACUUAUUGCCAUGGCUAUCCAUGGAGCACCAGAAAAGAGGUUGACUCUCAGUCAGAUCUACCAGUACGUGGCUGACAACUUCCCAUUUUACAACAAAAGCAAAGCUGGCUGGCAGAACUCAAUUCGGCACAACUUGUCUCUCAACGAUUGCUUCAAGAAGGUGCCUAGAGAUGAAGAUGAUCCAGGAAAAGGGAAUUACUGGACUCUGGACCCAAACUGUGAGAAGAUGUUUGACAAUGGCAACUUUCGCAGGAAGAGGAAAAGGAAAUCAGAUAUUGGGGCUAGUUCUGCCCAUCUUACAUCAGAGAAAUCCGAGGACAGUGCCUUGACUGGCAGCCCCAAAGCUGUAGAGCAUCAGGAUCUUUUGGAAAACUCAUCAUCUGGGACUGACAAUCCACCCGAUAAAGGAUCUCCGCCUCCAUCUUCCAGCAGUCCGUGCCUUAGUAAUUUCAUUUCCAGUAUGACUGCAUACGUUAACGGCUCUAAUUCAGUGGGCCGCUCAGUGCCAUUGGGACUUAAUGCUGAACCCACUGACAAAAUGGGACAGAAUAUGGUAGGCUUAAAUUCCUACUCUCCGCUCUCUAAUGUCCCCAGUCAUGGUGUGGGAGAGUGGUCCAAUUCUAUGCCUCCCAGUCACCUCGGCUAUAGCAACUCAGUGCUCAACCAGUUUAACAGCCAUUUUUACAGCAGUAUCAGCACAAAUAACACUCUGUUUUCCAGGGAGGGGACGGAGGUUUAAAUAAGAGAUCUUAAGACAUCAAAAUAUAGCUAUUUAUGAGAGGGAGUGACCGGUGGGUGGAUGAUUACUGUUAGUCUGUUAUCUCUAGGACCUGCAUUGUGUCCUACCUUCUGACAGCCCCAAACGUUUUAGCUGUUACGCUUACUCAAGUCACAAGCACUCCACAUUUGGCAGCUCCAUAUAAACAUGGAGAGAUUUUAACAGCAAGAAUAGUGAAGAGGUCUGCUGGAGGUUGUGUCUGUACUGCUGCCAACCAUGGCCCCUAUGGAGAUCCUUGAGAGGAAUUACUGUUCGCCUUAGGAAUGUAACCUUCUGGCAAGGUACUAACUUUGCUAUGAUGCUUUUAAAGCACUAAUAUGUAUUUGGCUAUAUCUGUAAAUUACCUCUCUUGCUCAUAUAGGCUGUCUGUACUAGAGAUUCUUGGUAUGUUCUUAUUUGGACAAAGCUAUUCUGAGACACUGAAGGAUCUACAGCAAAAACAACUGCAUAGUGAGUAAUAACUAGCAGGGAUGAGUGAAUGCCCUCUUUAAAUUUCUCUAACACUAGAGCAUACGUUGCCUCAACUCUGAUGCUGUUUCACCCCUAAGGGGAAUGUGGUUGUGAAGCAGGCUAGCAUAAUCAAGGACACAACAUUCAUUUUGAAACUGAAACAAAGCAUAACAAAACAUGGAGUUGCCUUCUGCUGGUGCAAUCGGAUCUUUGUGUUUCAAAUUCUGAGUACAGGGUCAAAUUUUGUGGCAAACGUCUCUGUACUACAUAUUUUCUUUCUUUUUGUAACAAAGUCCAUGCAAUUGUUUUGUCAUUGUGUAAAUAUUAGGAAUAAUUCUUAUUUUUUUAUAUUCUACUGUAACCACAAACAAAAAUUAAAAUAAAUGAAGUUUUUUCAAACCAAUAAUUGAAUCAAGUUUCAUACUUAUGUAAAAUAAUACCUCAGACUGUAGAGCCUGCAACAUAUGCAGGCACCACGUUUUACUGGUAUUUACUUUUACACUGCUGUGCACUGAUCAGACUUCCAGAAUGAUGGAAAACAUAUUAAUGCACUGUAAUAGCUACUGCUUUGUCUUGAUUUCUUGUUUUUAA
Lagopus leucura (white-tailed ptarmigan) is the source of this 2208-nucleotide messenger RNA. It is a transcript of the gene FOXI1, whose product is annotated as forkhead box I1. Bases 1 to 1128 code for a protein of 375 amino acids. Gene Ontology annotation, molecular function: RNA polymerase II cis-regulatory region sequence-specific DNA binding; DNA-binding transcription factor activity, RNA polymerase II-specific. The transcript is spliced from 2 exons. The record is from RefSeq and is a predicted model, not a curated record. Lineage: Eukaryota; Metazoa; Chordata; Aves; Galliformes; Phasianidae. Gene Ontology annotation, biological process: cell differentiation; regulation of transcription by RNA polymerase II; anatomical structure morphogenesis.